This is a messenger RNA of Acanthoscelides obtectus, 1260 nucleotides long. The record is from the annotation of a GenBank genome assembly. NCBI's taxonomy places the organism in Eukaryota, Metazoa, Arthropoda, Insecta, Coleoptera, Chrysomelidae.
AUGCUAAGAACAUCCGACUAAUACCAAAUAUGCUGUUCGCAGACACAUACAUUCUUUUUUCCUAAACGAGAUGCCUACAAUAUAAAAAACGAUUCAUGAGUUGAACAGGGUACUUCAAGCGGACGAGGAAGUAAUUUGUGAUAUGGCGACGUAAGUACUUAGCGGAAAUGCGGAAGUACAGAUACGAAAAUAGGAAGAUAUAUUAUCUCAAUGAAACGUGGGUGAAUGAAGGAUACACUACGCCAAAGAUAUGGCAAGAUAUGAAUAUUACCAGUCGUCAACAGGCCCUUCAAGGAUGGAUUUUCUAUAGCACCUACAUAAGACUAAUAUCCUUCAUUUACUGUUCUUCUAGAUGCUUGAAUUUAUUGAAACUUCAUUCCAGGUAAAGGGCGGAGGCUUAUUGUAACACAUAUUCGCAGCGAUGAAGGGUUUCUGGACAAAGGUAUUACUGACAUUUGAGUCCAAAAAGACUGGAGAUUAUCACGACGAUAUGGAUGCAAAUAGAUGUGAAGCAUGUUUCAAAAGCAUUUUGCCGGAUAACCCUUCUGCUUCAGUCGUGGUAAUGGAUAAUGCUCCAUAUCACAGUCGCCGACUAGAAAAGUUCCCUACUAGUUCAUGGCGAAAAAGUGACAUAAUAAAUUGGCUCAAGACCAAAAAACAUUACAUACAGGAAACAAAUGCUUAGAAUUGAACUCCUUAAUAUCGCUAGGCAAAACAAACCCACAUCAAUAUUGUACGCUAUAGAUGAAAUGACUCGCCAGCAUGCCAUUAUUGUUCAUCGCUUACCACCCUAUCAUUGUGAACUAAAUCCAAUCGAGUUAGAUAUGGGCGCAAGUCACAUGCGGAAUAGCAAGGAACAAUACAACCUUCACGUUAGCGGAUGUCAAGUUAUUGUUACAAAAUGCUAUCAACAACAUAUCCAGCGAGAACUGGCAAAAAUGUAUGCAACACGUCAUCAAGGAGGAGCAGAGAAUGUGGGAUCUGGAUACUCACAUAGACAUUAUUGUUGAACCAGUUGUGAUUGAGAUAAAUAGUCCGGAUUAUUGUCAUGUUGAUGCAAACACCACUCACAAAAACCGCACUCUUGCUGGAAAAAUCGUCAGGUUGAAGGGCUUGUACACGUUGGACGUGAAAACGGAUACAGCCCCUCUUCACGCAGCGUUUGCCACACUUUAUUUUUGAUACUUCCACGUCUCUAGUGCUUGUUGAGGGAUUCUCGUCUACGCGAUUACCUCUACACCGCGUGACCGUAACCGUCGG